Messenger RNA from Lytechinus variegatus (green sea urchin), 4711 nucleotides. RefSeq names its product tRNA (adenine(58)-N(1))-methyltransferase non-catalytic subunit TRM6-like (gene trmt6). NCBI's taxonomy places the organism in Eukaryota, Metazoa, Echinodermata, Echinoidea, Temnopleuroida, Toxopneustidae. The record is from RefSeq and is a predicted model, not a curated record. Bases 80 to 1735 code for a protein of 551 amino acids. Gene Ontology annotation, cellular component: nucleus; tRNA (m1A) methyltransferase complex. The transcript is spliced from 11 exons. Gene Ontology annotation, biological process: tRNA methylation.
CGACGAUUGAGCUUCCUUGCAUGUCGUGUCCACAUUCAAUAAACCAGUUGUUUUGUGUGAUUUACAUUCAUCCACGUCGAUGGAUCAUCAAAAUUUGAUAGCGGAGGGUGAUAAUGUCAUACUGAAGAAAGAUAAAACCUUGAGAGUGUACAGAGCUCUUAAAAAAGAGAAAGCGGUUCUGGAGAAAAGGCAUUUUUCUCUUGCCCCCGUCAUUGGUCAUCCCUAUGGUUCAACAUGGGAGCUUCAGGGAAACAAUCUUGUACAAGUUCUUGAGAAGACAACAUCCCAAGACUUGGCUCAACAGAUAGAUAAAGGAGGUGCCGAUAAUAGAGGUAUAUUUGCUGAUGACUCUUCCCAAAAGCUUGAUAAAGAUGAUAUCAUGGAUCUCAAGGGACAAGGGAAGAGUGGACAGGAGAUAAUUGACCAAUUGAUUGAGAAUAGCUCUUCCUUCAAUGAGAGAACUGUAUAUUCCAAAGCAAAGUACCUCAAAAAGAAAAGAAACAAGCAUAUCCUAAGAUUUGUGGUACUUCGGCCCUGUACAAGACUCAUGUGCGAGAUGUAUUUCAACAGAGCACCAUCAAAAGUCAUACAAAUCCGCAUUGACACAAUGGCCCAGCUCCUGACAGCCGCCAAUGUUCAAUCUGGAAUGAAAGUGAUGGUUUUAGAACACUGUCAUGGUCUGCUGGUGGCAGCCGUCAUGGAAAGACUUGGAGGUAAAGGGACAGUUGUUCAUUUUCAUUCUGAAGACGGGCCUAUGAAUUCCGCACUCCAAGCUUUCAACUUUCCACCAGAAAGCAAAGAAAUGAUAAGGCCAUUCAAUCUCAGAGAUGUCCAUGAAAAACUCAUCCUAAAGAAACCAGUCGAGACGAUUAGUGCAGACUCUAAAGAUUUAAAUACAAGCCAGAAAGAAGAUGAAGUGGCAAACAAAGGAUGUGAUCUUUCAGAGGAACCAGUUGCUAUGGAAACAGACUCAAACGAUAACCCAGAUGUUGUCGCUCGUCAAACUAAUGCUGCAGAAUCAUCAGCCACACCAGAGAAAUCUAAGGACCUUACCGCCAGCGAGACAGAAAACAAUGUAACCGAAAAAGAAUGUGAUCAUUUAAAAGAACCUGUUGCCUUGGUAACAGACUCUAGCAAAAAUGGUUUAUCAGAUUCUGUUACUGGUGAGAAUGAUGCAGCAAUAGCCAAACCAGAGGAAGGAAAUGGAGUUGUGUCAGUAGAUGCAGAAGAUGGCAUCACUGGAACCAGUGAAAAGGUUUCCAUAGCAACAGAUGCAGCUGAUAAGCAAGAUGAGCAAACAUCAAGUGUUACUCUAUUACCUACAGACAAAGCACAGAAGAGAACAGCCAGGUUUAUGAAAUUUCUGGAUUCAGACGCCGAGACGAGAAGAGAAAGAAAAAGGCAGAAGCUUGAUCAAAUGGCCAAAACAACCGAGCUGCUGCUGGAGAAAAAUAUGGAUACGUUAUUGAUUGCAACAAAGUUCCACCCUGCCCCUAUUCUUCUAGCGCUCAUUGACCAUCUAGGUUUAUCAAGGCCUUUUGCUGUCUUCUCUCCCUAUAAAGAGGCUCUUGUAGAAUGUUAUGUGAAGCUUCGUGAGAUGGGAGGAGUUAUCAAUCUCAGCAUAACAGAAACAUGGCAUAGAGAAUACCAAGUACUACCAGACAGGACACACCCCAUGAUUACAAUGAACCAUGCAGGAGGAUACAUACUCACUGGGAUGCAUGUAGGAAAGUGAGAGAAGACCUCAGUCAAGACUGCAAGCAAAGCCUCCUUUUGAUGCGAUGCAGCUAAGAAAACUUAGCAAUACUUUUCAUCUUUUUUUAGACAUGAUGAGACAAAUAGCCCCAGUUUAUGAAGGUGCAUUAUUUGCUUCAAGUUUUAAGAAUUGACCAAAGUUGCAUUGAAAAUGAUAGUAGCAGGCUUUCGCAAAUGGAGAUGCGUGCCUCGAGUGCGUGGAGGUCAGUCAACUGUACACAAACUUCCCAUCUCGGCCAAUUCUUAGUUUUGCAUUUGUGUAUACAGAAAUGCCAGUUUGUUUACAGAAGUUACAGCAUAAUAACACAUGAACUUUGCUAGCGCUAUGCAUGUAUUUUUAUGCAUGCCAUGCAUGAAUCUUUUUACUUGUUUACCACUCAUGAAUGGAAUUGGCCCCCCCCCCAGGUCCAUGCCGAGGUAUCGUGGCCGAAUUGAAUACUAGUUUGACUCAGUACUGUUGUACAUUUCGGCGGUAUGGGGGAAUUUCUUGAGAUUGGUUUACCCCCUGCUGAGAUUUUUCCGGAUGAUCCAUUCCAUCCUGUUUGCGAAAGCCAACUAUUUUUUUGUGUGUCAUAGUUGGUUUUGUUAUACCAUGUCAGUUGCGGUAAAAAUCAUGAGCCACAACCCGUGAGAUAUUGUUUGUCUAUGUUAAUGGGGACAGAGCCUGUUUGCUGUAUUAUUUUAAAGACUUUAUUCCUGAUGCAAUUUUUUUUAUAUGGGCGACAAACAAAAUCCUUCCUCUGCAGCCUUUGUACACCUCAUUUUCAAUUGACUUUGUACACUAAUAUAGGUGAGCAUUGUUGAUUAGCUAUGUUGUGUCAUGUCUGAAUGAUCCUCAAAUCUGCAUUUAAAGGGGUAAUUAAUCUGACUAGAGUAUCCAAGCACUUCAUGGCAAGGUUGGAAUAGAGCUUAAUGUACACAACUUAUUUUUAACAACUUUGACUCUUUUUUAAACAUAUAUAUUGCUUAAACUUGGUUGGUAUUUUUUAUUCAAAUGAUAGAUUCAACUCAAAUUUUCUCUCAUUAAUCCUACAAGACCUGUCAUACUGGGUUUUUUCAAUAUAUUUGAGAAAUAAUUUCCAUGAAUAUUGCACUAAAUUUCAGGAUUGAUUGAUUUUGUUUGUGUGAAUCAAUGCCCAGUUUCCUCUGAUUAGCCUUUCAAGAUCAUGCACUAUUUACCAACAGUUUAUACCACCAUUAGUUAUUCUGAUUAAAGUUCUAGAACCAGUUUUGAUCCAAUGUUGAAGAGGAUUGAAUACCUAGUAACAAGUACAUUUCUUGUUCGAUUUUAUUACUGAUAUUAUUACCCCGGCUAAAGCCGGGGUAAUGAUAGCAGUGCUUUGUAUCCUCAGGCAAAAGGCGCUUUAUAAAUGCAGCUAUUAUUAGUAUUAUUCUCUGGUUUAUCAUACAAGGCUGUGCACAACACUACAUAUUCAGUAAAUUUGUUGUGAUUGGGAUUUGAAUAGCAGAAUGAUAACUUUCAAGUUUUUCAGAUUUAAUGAAUACUCCCAUGAAUAAUUCUUCAAGUCUUUAGUGCAUAGCUGCAAUUAUGACCGAAAAUUCUGGACAUCCAGUUCUAUUUCUUGUUCAGGUACAAUGUUACUUUAAUAGUGAACAUGUUUUGUACAAAAAAGCCAACAUAAGACCUUUCAUUAAGAGAUUUCUUUAUCUGAAAUGGAGUGUUAGAGAUUUUUACAAUAUAUUAUGGGUAUAAAAAAAAAAAUUAAUUUCAAUGUAAUUUAUCCUAAAAGAAAAACUUGCAUAAGCCUACAUUUUAACAAACUUUUUAUAAGAUUUGAAAUUUUUAACUUUUUACUGAAACAUAGAGUAAAACCAGAUUCUUGAAUAAAUUCAGAUAUAUACAAUACCAAAGCCCUAAGGUUUGGUACAUAUACAAACUGGUAUUUCUUAUUGUCUGCAUGAAAUGGUUGCAUUUAUUUAGCAAAGAGUGGCUCAUAAAGAAACAGAACACUAUUUGAAUUUAAUCAAGAGUUGGAACUGGAGAUUUUAUAAUUCGUUUUUUAAAAGUAAUUUUUGUGUUUUAUAUAUUCAUGACUGAAAAAAUGCAUUCCUAAAGGGAAAUUGGUAAAAAUGCAUUAAAAAGAAAUUUUGACAAAUCCUCUUAUUGACUAAAUAUAACUCGGGAACAAAGAGCACAAGGAAAUUACAAGGCUGUGUUUUUAUGUCAUGUUCAGUUUAUUAAUUUAUUUUCGUAUUGAUUCAGUUUUCAUCAGGUAAGUGAAGUUGAAAUACCCAGGCCCCAUUUUAUAAAAUCUUGCUACGAUAGCAGCUCUUUCUAGAAUGUCAACUUUCAUUGGAAGAGCCAACCAGGUCCCCAUUUCAUAAAAUGUUGCUAUGAUAGCAGCUCUUGCUGGAAUAUCAACUUUCAUUUAAAGAGCCAACCAGGAAGUAUGGUUUUAAUUGUUGUCAUGGUAGUUGACAUUCCAGUAAGACUUGCUAUCAAAUCAACUUUUUUAUGAGCCCAAAACAACUUUUAUAUUGACAAAAAGUAGAAUAAAUUGAGUUAUCACAAUUAUCUGUUCACCUUAAUCAAAUUGGACUGGCAAGUCCAUUAUUGUUAAAUGUAGUUUUAAAAAUUAAUUUAGAUUUUAUGAGAACUUGUUCGUUUUUCAAGGACAUGUGUAUUGGCUAUGGAUAAGAUUUGUAUUGGACCCUCAUUUUUUUUAUUCAAAAUUCAAUUUUUAUUCAUUCCAAGCAAAAGAGUAGUUAAAAAUUUUCAAUUACUGAGUGUCUUUUCUAAAUCAUAACAAACAUGCAAAAUGUUGAAGAUCAGGCUCUAUCAGAGUUAUUAAGUAAUACUGAUAGGACAAAGCAGGAUGUACCUUUUGUUCCCAUGUACCUAGAGAAGAUGCAAAGAACUGGGUGACCUGCAGAAAAAUUGUACAUGUGUUAACUGCAUUUGUCAGUAUUAAAAGGACUGCUAUUUUAUGGAAAA